AUGUUUGAAACACUCCCGGAAGAACUCCUUCAUCAAAUCAUAGCUAUGUGCCACUCCAUAGACUAUGAUGUGUUUGCAGACCGAUCCCCAGAACCAUUGCUCGCCCAUCGUAACGAGAUGGCGCGGCUGCUCCUUGUUUGCCACCGUUGGCGGCGUGUUGCCACUCUAUUGAAAUAUGAAACGGUCAUUGUCACCUCUCAGGCCGAGGCCAGCAUCUUGGCCUCUAUUCUAUCUCGAGGUGGGGUCGGUUCCUAUGUCAAGAGACUCCGGAUAGAGGGCGAAUUUGGCCAGGCUCUACGCACAAUUCUUUCCAAAGUCCCAAGGCUCGUGGCCCUCUCCGUCUCUCUUGAUAUUACUUCAGAGUCGAAAGGUGCUGGUCCAUGUGCUGGGGCACGAACGCAACGUUCAAGGGCCCUCGCAAGAGCUCUCGUCCACAUACCAAAGUUACAGAUUGUAUAUGUUCCGCGAGCGUAUUACAUUAGCGAGGACGACGUAGUACUGAAUGCCAUCAAGAAUGCUUCUGUACAGAGGAUUUAUAGUUGGAUCCCCUGGCAAGAUGGCUUUAUCAUCCCUCCUUUGGACAGGUACUCCCGACUUCGCGAUACUAUUUACCUCCCGCUCCCAGGACCAUGGUUGCGACCCACGUAUGCUGCCAUUGGCCAAGGUUGGCCUGGCGACUUGUUUCCGACAACUUUUACGUUCUGUACCCAGUCACACGUGUACAGGAGAUUGUGGUCGGAUCGAUUGUAG
Messenger RNA from Laccaria bicolor S238N-H82, 750 nucleotides. RefSeq lists its product as uncharacterized. The record is from RefSeq and is a predicted model, not a curated record. The transcript is spliced from 2 exons. Lineage: Eukaryota; Fungi; Basidiomycota; Agaricomycetes; Agaricales; Hydnangiaceae. Bases 1 to 750 code for a protein of 249 amino acids.